AUGUCAAUGAUUCCUUGUUCACAGUGCGACAAGCUGUUCACUGACAAAGAUCAUCUGAAGGAACACACGUUCGUGCACACUAAACUUAAACCGUUUUCCUGCUCACAGUGCGAGAAAUCCUUCGCCAGACUUCAUAGUCUUCAGCAGCACGAGUCUCUUCAUUCCACGGAGAAAUCUCACCACUGCCAGAAAUGUAAUGCCUGUUUCCACAAGCAAGCAGAUCUGCAGAAGCAUAUGCGUAGUCACAGGAACGACUCCUCUCCAUGGUGUGAACAAUGGGACAUGUCUUUUCCAACGUCUAAGGAUCUUCAUGAACAUUCCUGUAGUGUCCACGCAAAAGAUGGUGAUUUCAAAUGCAGUCACUGCAGUAAGCAGUUCAGGCGCAGGGUAGACUUUGAUGUGCACACGAGAACGCACACGGGACUGAAGUUGUUCAAAUGUAACAUCUGUAACAGAGGAUUCUGUGGGAAAAGUGGUCUCAGAAAACACACCCUGGGAAAACACACUGUGCGUACAUCAAACUGA
Molecule: messenger RNA, 525 nt
Organism: Gigantopelta aegis
Lineage: Eukaryota; Metazoa; Mollusca; Gastropoda; Neomphalida; Peltospiridae
Product: gastrula zinc finger protein XlCGF7.1-like
Exons: 1
Coding region: 1-525 (174 amino acids)
Source: RefSeq, a predicted model, not a curated record